Messenger RNA from Camelina sativa (false flax), 1125 nucleotides. RefSeq names its product putative F-box only protein 9. The record is from RefSeq and is a predicted model, not a curated record. Lineage: Eukaryota; Viridiplantae; Streptophyta; Magnoliopsida; Brassicales; Brassicaceae. Gene Ontology annotation, molecular function: protein binding.
AUGAGGAUCUCCGAUGUACCGGCUGAGUAGUUAGAGGAUAUACUCAGUAGACUCCCGACCACGUCUCUGAAAAGAAUACGAUUCAUUUGCAAACAAUGGAACUGUUUGAUAAAGAAAAAUCCAAGAUUUUCCCAAGCUGCAAAGCAAUCUCUAGUUCUCGUGUUGAAAGAAUAUAAGGUUUGGCGAAUGAGCGUCAAUCACGAUGUUGCUGCUCCAUCUAAAGAGUUUGAUGGUGCACUUAGCCUUAAGGAUUCGCUUGAUUCUGAACAAGUCGAUAUAGCCGCAGUUUUCCAUUGCGACGGUUUGUUGUUAUGCACCACCAAAGACAAUAGACUCGUGAUUUGGAAUCCGUAUUUGGAGAUAACCAAGUGGGUCCAUCUCAAAACUGAUCACAAGAGAGACUCUAAGUUUGCCCUAGGAUACCAAAAUACUAACAAGUCUUGUCGGAGCUACAAAAUCUUGAGGUGUUGGGAUGGUUACGAACCAAACCACCAUGUUUCUACCGUUGAAAUCUAUGAGAUUUGCUCUUGUUCAUGGAGGGUUCUUGAUAAUGUCCCUCUCAACUGCUUCAUAGAACCAAAUACUGUUGUGCCUUUGAAGGGAAACACUUACUGGCUUGCUUUGGAUGAAAAAACAGAUUUCUUACUCAGUUUUGAUUUUACAACGGAGAGAUUUAAACGUUUGUGCCUUCCGCCUAUUCAAAAUCAUGGUAAGAUGGUUCUAUCAGUUGUUGGGGAAGAACAACUCUUAGUGUUACUUCAGAGCUAUCAUAAAUCAGACAUAGAGAUUUGGAUGACCGAUGAUGAUGAUACUGAUAGUGACGCCGCCUUGUUGUGGAGUAUAUACAUUAAAGUGGAUUUUUACAAACACCUAAGUACUUACUUUAGUUUUCCGGUUUGCUGGAGUUUUUUGAUCCAUGAGGGGAAGGAAAAUGCCUUGUGUUGUACUAUAGGUUCUUAUGAGACCAGCAGUAACAUGGUCAACAUUACUGGACUGCACGAUACAUAUUACGCAGAGAUUUAUGAUGAAGAUUCUACUAAUUGGCAGCGCCCGAUUGUCUUCAGUUAUGUUCCAAGUUUGGUUGAAAUCUUGCAAGAUAAAAGCACAAGAAAAGAAUGGAACUAG